Egretta garzetta (little egret) is the source of this 760-nucleotide messenger RNA. It is a transcript of the gene MRPS23, whose product is annotated as mitochondrial ribosomal protein S23. Gene Ontology annotation, cellular component: mitochondrion; ribosome. The record is from RefSeq and is a predicted model, not a curated record. Gene Ontology annotation, biological process: translation. The transcript has 4 exons. The annotation marks the transcript as partial. NCBI's taxonomy places the organism in Eukaryota, Metazoa, Chordata, Aves, Pelecaniformes, Ardeidae. Gene Ontology annotation, molecular function: structural constituent of ribosome.
CCUGCGCCCCGCGGCCCUUGCCAUGGCCGGGCCUGCGGGCGCUGCUUUCGCCCCUUGUCGGCAUCGCCGAGAAAAACCGCGCCGGGCCUUUCUACCCCGGUACCGCCCGUGUGUCUGAAAUUUUACAGAAUUUAUGGCAACGGUCCACGACCUUUCGACCUGUCGCAAUCAAACUACAAAUCUACUUGCCAGAGGUUUGUUGAGAAAUUCAAUGAACUGAAAGAAGAAGGAAAAAUUGAAGAGGAAAAAUUGUUUGAAGAAACAGGAAAAGCCCUUUUAGCCAGUGGGAUAAUUUUACAGAGAAGAGGAACAGAUAAAGGAGCACAACAGGAUCAUCGGGAUGUUGAAACCAGGGAUCCUGUGUUGCACCUGCAGCUCCAAACCGUGUUGGAAGAGAUGCAGGAAAAGAAGAAAGAUGAGGAGAAGCAGACGCCAGAGUUGGCAGAAACACAGAAGGAGAAUCCCUUGCCCUCCUAACGGCCGUGCUGCCGUCCUGUAGCACUUGGCUGCAGGAUGUGCCCUGGCUGUGGCAAUCGCCUGCCCGGGAGCCGGCAUUUCUGCCUCCACAAUCGCGUGGUUAUGAGGCAUUUUCUUAGGGGGAAUGUGCCUCGGUUAUCUGGCUCUAGUGCCUUCUGUGAUCGUGCGCGGGGUACGCGUUAUUCUUCUUCCAUCUCCCCAUUUGUAAAUUUGGAGAUAAUCCCCUUUUUUGAGGUUCAAGAAUGUUCUCUUGAAGUGUGAGUUGGAAAAUACGAGUAUAAAA